Messenger RNA from Daktulosphaira vitifoliae (grape phylloxera), 2006 nucleotides. Its product is annotated as E3 ubiquitin-protein ligase KCMF1-like. The transcript has 7 exons. NCBI's taxonomy places the organism in Eukaryota, Metazoa, Arthropoda, Insecta, Hemiptera, Phylloxeridae. Gene Ontology annotation, biological process: synaptic signaling. Gene Ontology annotation, molecular function: zinc ion binding. The coding region runs from base 387 to 1811 and encodes 474 amino acids. The record is from RefSeq and is a predicted model, not a curated record. Gene Ontology annotation, cellular component: plasma membrane.
GCACUAUCCCCAGUGUUGUUUAACUUGGUGUUGGAGAAAAUAUUACGAGAAAUAAAUGGCUUAGAAAGAAUUGUGCUUGGGCAGAUAACAGUAUGACUCCUAGCAUAUAUGAGUGAUAUUGCUCUCUUUGGAGAUAUAGAAACAAUAAAUCGUCUCAUAAAAAAAACUCAUUAAGGCUGCUGCUGAAAAAGUGGAAUUAACUGUAAACGACAAUAAGAUUGAAUAUUUAUGUGUUAUCUAUAGUAACAGAAAUGGUAUACAGGAUAAUGAUGUUAUGACUGAGGUGUUAUCAUGAUUACAAUUAGAAAAUAAGUGUUUUACUGAUGGGAUUAAGUUCUAGGACCCUCUUAAAAUAAGGAUGUACAUAACGUUAUUAAGAUAGAUAGAUGGCAAAGUAUGUAUUUAGUGGUAUGGUUUUGAAGGCCAGAACCAAGAAAGAAGAAAAAGGAGUCAGUUGUGAUGCUUGCAUGAGAGGAAAUUUUAAAGGGCGUCGUUUUAAGUGUUUGAAAUGUUAUGAUUAUGACUUAUGUGCUAAUUGUUAUGAAGCUGGUGCAUCUACUCCUCGUCAUUCUGUUGAUCACCCUAUGCAAUGUAUAUUAACAAGAGCAGACUUUGAGUUAUAUUAUGGUGGUGAGUCAUUGGGAUCUGACCAACCACAAGCUUUUACAUGUCCUUUUUGUGGGCGUAUGGGUCUUACUGAAGCAGUUCUUACAGAACAUGUUACCAAUGAACAUCCAGAUUCAACUGCAGAAGUUGUUUGUCCAGUUUGUGCAGCUCAUCCAGGAGGUGAUCCAAAUUUGCUGACAGAUGAUUUUUCUGUUCAUUUACAGAUGCAACAUCGUGCUAGUCCAAAUGUUCCACGAGAUUUAAUUUCGUUUUUAGAUGAACCAACAGUAGCUAGACAUUCAGCUAGGCGUAUACCACAAUCUUCUCGUGGUAUGGGGAGUACAAGAGUUCGUAGAGCUAUCAAUUUCAGGUACCGGGCUGCAAAUGGUGGAGCAAGAGAUACUUCAGAUCCAAUAGCUGAAUUAUUAUCACAAUUAAGUGGUGUUCGAAGAGCUCAAUCUAGUAGUGUACCUGGAUCAUCAGCAAGUAGUUCUCAAGGGGGUCAUUCUGCUAAUAAUGUGUCAUCACAGUUGCAACAGUUGCAGAUGCAGUUGCAGCUUGAAAGGCAACAAGUCAGGGCUGCAAGACAACAAUUAGAGCGUUUACCUCGUCGUCAAGGUCAUAGUUCAUCAACUGCUGCUGCAUCUUUGGCUAAUAACAAUGUUGUUGGGUCUGGAGUACCUAUACAGGCAACUGGCACUUCAUCAAAUUUAUUAAAUAUUCAAGUAGUGGAAUCCAAUUCUAACCAAAACCAGACUACACGCAAUAACGCAUCACAAUUUUUAAUCAAGUAUAUUGAUGCACCACUCACAGAAUCGGAGCAACAAAAGCUAGAUGUUGACCGUGCAGAUCGUAGUUUUUUUAUGCAAGAGUUAUUACUUUCAAUGUUAACUCCCAAUGAAACUAUUUCAAUGCCAACUCAAACCAAAAAAGAUCAUGUAACUUCUACAACCUCAGCCCAACCUCAGGUAUCACAAACUAUAACUAGACCAAAUGUACAGGAUAUUGAACGACAACCUAAUAAUAAAUCUUCAACACCACCUCUUUCACAACAACAGUCAACUAAUUAUGUUACUGAUAUGCCUCAUAGAUUUUCUUCGCCUCCUAGUCGCAAUAGACAAACUGUAAUGCAAUCGCAAAUACCACAACCAGCAACAAAUGUACGAAAACAACCCAAAGUUACUGAUAACCCACCAUCGCACUGAAUUAAUAAAUUGGACAUUUAUGGUUAUUGCGUAACAAAUUCAAUAUGAAUUGUCUAGUCGUGUACUGGUGUUACAACACUAAUUAUGAAAUUUAAUUAAUGUAUUUAGAUUGUUUUCUAGAAUUGAGAUUAGUUUUAUAUACAAUAUUUGUAUUAAAUAAAAUCAAUAACAAAAUUAAUAAAACAUCAAAAUUUA